UCAAUGUUUCCAAAAUUAUUAGGCAUCUUAAUUUUUUUUCUAUAUUUUACUCAGAUGACAAAAUCCAAGCAAUUUGCUAAUAGUUUAUUAAUAGAUUGGCAACAAAUUGAUCAUAUUGUAAAUUCAUCUCUUCAAUUUGUUUAUAAUCUAUUGAUAAGGCCUGCUGAUAUUUUAUGUUAACAAAUUAAUGGCAGAAACCGAGCAGGAAUUGCAAAUAGGAUGCCGUCUCUAAACGUUGAAGUAAUUAAAUCAGAUCGGAUUUAAUUAAGAGAUCUAUAUAAAUAAAAUGAAAUUUGUCCAUAGAAAUCUUUAUUUGCAAUUUAUCAGUAUCGAGUAAUUUUUUAUCACCCAUUUCAUAAUUUCUAAAAUGUAUUUUGGAAAAAGUUCCACUGAUUUUCAACAGCAAGACAUUUUAUUUUAUUCUGUUUAUUGCAGUAUUUAAAAUUUUUGUUCUUGAUUUUUUUUUCAACAAUACUGUCAAUACUCAGAAAUGUUCGAUAAAAUUAAAGCCAGAACUCUUGAGUCUGAGAGUUUAUUUUGCUCAAAACAACUUGCCUGCUUUGGCUAUGUGAUAUGAAGCAAUGGAGAAAAUGUUUGAUAUUGACUUUCAAAAAUUGUCUCCACAGCUAAGUAGGAAAAAGAUAACAUUUCCUUCAAAAUUACUGUGUAAUGUGAAAUUUAUUUAUUAUAAUUUGAGAAUGCUUAAUAGUUUUGUGAACAUGAUUGUAUAUAUAAAAUUUAAAAAAGGUGUUCUAAACAUGAAAGGAAUGUGGCUUAUUUUUAGAAAUUUUUUUUAAAGAAAAUUACUGCAUAUUUUUUACUUUUACUCAUCUAUUUGAUCAUUGCGAUAUAAAUUAACUAUAUUUUUAUAUAUGAUAAAAUAAUUCAUUUUCAAUAUCAACAGUAAUGAUUUAAAAAAUUCAAUUUUAUUGAAAAAUUGAUACUUAAAAUAGCACCAUCUUAAUAAUUUGCAUCGAUCCCAGUUCGAGAAUUAAAGAGAUAUAUAUUUACGUUAUAUGUAUUAUAUUAUAUAGAUGUUAGCAUCAAAGAUAUUAAAUUGUUACUCAAUUUAAUUUGUAAUAUUACGUAUUCCGGGUAAACUGUGUUUCAAGACUGACGAAUUUGUUGACGCGCAGUUGCAUAUGCUGGUGAUCGUAAAUUAAAAACUAUUAAUUACACACGCCGCGAAUAUUCAGUGUUGAUUCAUAACGGUGAUAUUAAAUAUAUAUAUUUCUGAAAACUAAUAAACAUAUUUAUUCAUACUAAAAUUUGUAAAUAUGUACAAGUAGAUGUAUAAAAGCGUAGUAAAAUAUGUGUAGCCUCUUAUUCUUAAAAAAAAUCCCUAAAAUAAGCAAACUUUUUUUGCUCUUUAAACUAUAACCCACUAAUCUUUUGGAUACGAAAUAGUGCAAUAAAAAAACGUUAUGUGGAACGGAGCAAAAAUAAUGGUUCUUACUAUAAACAUAUAGAUGUGCCAACAAUACUCAAAGGGUUAAUAUGCAUAAUAUUAAUUAUAAUAUGUAUGUAUUCAUUAAAAAUAUAUAAUUUAAUAUAUAACUAAUGUACUGUUAUAAAUGUAAAUUAAAUUUGUACAUAUAAAUUGAUUAUAAAUCUAAUUUAAUUGAAAUGUUAAAAUAUAUGUAAAUUCUUAAGAAGAAUUCUGGGAAUCGGCGGAUUCGAUCAUAUAAUCAUUACUAUAAAGGCAAUUUUAAUCGAUGAUGUUUAAUUAUCAUUAAUUAUUAAACUGCGUAAUUAUAGCUCGAUUCCAAACGCAUACUUGCUGUUAUACCGUAGAUCAAUUAAGUUUUGUACCAUUGAGUAUUGAAAUUUACAAUUUCUUUACCAAAUGUUCAAUGUCUUUUGCAAUCACGCAAACGAACAAAACACAAUAUUUGAAAUAUUUUGCCAAUCAAAAGAAGAGGGAAAUGAAUUCCAAUAUAUGCAAUAAAAUUUUUUUCUGCUUACUAUCUCUUUUUAAACACAUUUUGUACGUUUUAUCCACCGUCUCAUAUCUGCGAAAUACUUUUUUCGGGAUAGAUAGUGCGAUCGAUCAAUGUAAUCAUCAAUGUAACUUUAGUGAAACUUAAUUUCAGUUUAAUGAUUCAAUUAAUGAUUGUGUGUGUUUAUGUACAAUCCAUUUUUUAAUUAAUGAAUUCGGCAUUGUGAUCUCCGUUUUAUGAAUCAACUCUAACUUUAUAAAAAAUUAAUGUGGUUUCUUGUUAUUUUACUCUUCCAUUUGUAAUGUUUUUUAAUCGACAUUAGAACAAGAGAACAAAACUGAAAAACAGAAUAUGCAGUAUCAUUUUCGUUCUGCGCUAUCAGAAUAAGAAUGGAGAUUAGAGUAAGAGGAAAUCUGAAGAUAACAAAGGCGUCCCAGUAACUUCACAAAACAGAGAUUGUAUGCGUAUUUAUACAAAACAAUUUCAAAAUACAUAUAUAACACAUGAGCAUCGUCAUCGUAUUAUCUUAUUGCAAAAUCUUUUUUCUUUGUUAAAUAUAAUAAUUAGAGAGAAACAUGUCCAACAAAUCAGGAAAUCGGCCAGUGAUAAUAGAUAUCACUUACACACUACCCACACGAAACGGAUAGUUCCAAGUGGAUACUUCGUCCUAUCGGGAGACAGUGCGGAAAGAUUUUAACGUGCUGCAGCUAUUCUGACGCGUCAGUGUCAAAGUUUAUUUCCAAUGUCUUUCGUAAAUUUCGAUUAUGUUAUAAAUUUUAUAAGUAUAUUUUCAGAGGCGGUGUUUUAAAUAAUAAAUUUGAACAAAAAUGAACAUUUGUUGUAAUUAUUCAACAAACGUGUGUGAUUAUUGUAAAAUUGUGAAAAGAAAAGGUCUGAUACGAGAAAGUAGGCGAUUAAUGAUUUAAAUGAUAAAUUUAAUGACACUAAUUAAAUUUAACUUACUAUUUGCAUAAAUACAAAGUUCAAAAACUGAACGUUUUAAUUUUACUUUGAGUAAUAAUUGAAAUAUUAAGAAAUAAUAAAUUAACAGUAAAUAAAAAUUUGAAAAUUAUGAUAAAAUAAAAUUGAGAUUUAAAAAAACAAAAGAUCAAAAAAUUAAAACGGUUGUAAAUUGAAACUACCCAUUACAGUGCAAAAUAAUGAAUGCACAGUGUCAUCACCGAAUAAAAAUUAAACAAAUGGGUCAUAUAAUAACAAAAACAAAAGAGUAUUAUUUGAUUAAAACUAAUUUUUUGCUUUUAUUAUAACUUCUUUCUUCUGGAUUAAGAGAUAUUUUGUGCGUCUCGUAAUUGAAAAUCAUAGUGUUAUUUACAUUCAUUAUGUCUGUGAGGGUGCAAUUUUUCAAGUAUGGUUUGUGCAUGGUGCUAUAUUUCUUUAUUUGUGUAAUUUUAAUUAAAACGAGAAGUUGUAACGUGAAGGAAGCGAUAAGUAUGACAACUACGAUCAGAUAUCAGCCGCGAAAGCUUUCCUUCCCAACUUCAAAUAGGAUAAUUAAGAAGAAAAAUGUUGAGUUGGAGAUCAACCUGUUGCGGAUGGACGAGUUGAAGGGUGGAACUAUCGACCUACAGAAGAGUGCGAAUCUGCUUCAACAAGUAUCGAACGUCUGCGCAAAAUACAGGCUAAAAACUCCUCUUAUCAAAAGGCAUUUUUUGUACAACAUGGAACAUAAAUCACUAUAUUGUUGGAUCCGCAAAGCCGCAUCUACCAGCUUCACCAAAUUAUUUUCUGAUAUGAGCAACCGUCAAGUCGAUCAUGAUCUUUACAAAGAAGUGGACUUCUUAUCACCAGAAAAUUUGGAGGAUUUGCAGCGUUUCGUUAACAACAAUACUGUUUUCAAAUUGCUUGUCGUCAGGCAUCCAUUUCAACGAUUAGUCUCGUCGUAUCGAGAUCGCAUUGAAGACAACAGCAAAUACACCGCGCAAUCCUGGCUUUACGCUCGUCAAAUUCUUCAUCUCUCAAGGCCCGAUCUCUUUCGUCUUAACGCAACGUUUAAUGGCAACAUUUUGCAAAGGAUAUUUUUACCGGAUAAAAGAUUGAAGGUGAUACCUAGCUUCAAAGAAUUUUUGGAAUGGUUGUUGAAGCAACCGCCGAAUCAUGAUGACGUCCACUGGGCCCAAUAUCACACUCACUGCGCAGUCUGUGAUGUGCGGUAUAAUUUUAUUCUGAAAGUGGACGAGUACACCUUUGGAGAGGUAAAUUACGUCCUAACGAAGCUGAGAUUAAACAAAGAUAAGAUCUACUUGCCCAAACUGCAGCGUACUCGUACUGGCGUCACCAACUUCGAUACAACAUGUAAAUACUUUCACAAUUUGACUACGGAUGUAGUCCUGAGACUUUACGAAAGAUACAAAGUGGACUUCGAGAUGUACAAUUAUAAACUAGAUAAGUAUCUACACUGUGCCAAGAGCAAAAAAUUGACUUUGAGGCAAAAAAGUAAGCAUUAGUAAUACUUAAAAAGUGAUAAAAUCUCUUUGAUGAAUAAAAACUUGGUACUUUCCUCUUGUGCUUUUUUUUGGUAAACUAAAUAUAUAUAAAACAUAUUCUGAUUUUUUGGACAAGUCUUCGUGUAUCAUCUUUACCAAUGAGUGAAAGAAACAAAUAAAGAUAAUUCUUUUGAGAAGAUUUUAUAUUAUUACUACUUAUAUUAUUACUUAAAUUAUUACUAAAAAUUAUAAGAUUAUUGUAUAUGCUAGUAUAUAUUUUGAAUUAGAAAAAAAUUCCAAAGUAUAUAGCAAUUAGGUGAGAAUAUUAAUCAAUGAAACUUUAGUAUAAGAAAAAAUUAUCUAUUUUUCUUAAUGAUCAUAAUGAUGAUUACAAUAAUGACAAUAUUGAUGAUACGUUAUAGUAUAUAUAUCAUUAACAUACAAAAUUAAAUUAAUUGUAUAAAAUACAAAUAUCAUCAAAAGAAAGAAAAGAAACAUCUUUUCACUUUUCUGCAACUCAAGGUUAAAAAUAAUUUUUAAACUAAAUCUCGCACCAUGUUUCUCUUAUUUCUUGCGUUUGUAUUCUGUCUCUUCCAUAUUCUUCAAAAUCUUUCUUUAUUCCCUUAUUUUUUUCAUUUCGAUUUGAACUUCAAAU
Molecule: messenger RNA, 5039 nt
Organism: Monomorium pharaonis (pharaoh ant)
Lineage: Eukaryota; Metazoa; Arthropoda; Insecta; Hymenoptera; Formicidae
Product: carbohydrate sulfotransferase 11
Exons: 5
Coding region: 3281-4405 (374 amino acids)
Biological process (GO): carbohydrate biosynthetic process
Cellular component (GO): membrane
Molecular function (GO): sulfotransferase activity
Source: RefSeq, a predicted model, not a curated record